GUUGCGAGGGCGGGUUCGACACCACCGCUGAAAUCGGCUCGGCGGAGAAGAUGCUGCUGGACUUGUCGGAGGAGCAUAGGGAGCACCUGGCUUUCCUGCCGCAAGUGGAUAGCGCGGUGGUCGCCGAGUUCGGGCGCAUCGCGGUGGAGUUCCUGAGGCGAGGGUCCAACGCCAAGAUCUACGAAGGCGCCGCCAGAAAACUCAAUGUGAGCAGUGACACUGUCCAGCAUGGUGUGGAAGGCUUAACCUAUCUCCUCACUGAGAGCUCGAAGCUUAUGAUAUCUGAACUGGACUUCCAAGACUCUGUUUUUGUUUUGGGAUUCUCUGAAGAAUUAAACAAAUUACUGCUUCAGCUUUAUCUGGACAACAGAAAGGAGAUCAGAACUAUUCUAAAUGAACUAGCACCUGACCUUCCCACUUACCAUAGCCUUGAAUGGCGACUAGAUGUGCAGCUUGCAAGCAGAAGUCUCCGGCAACAGAUUAAACCAACAGUGACUUUCAAGCUGCACCUUAAUCACAAUGGCGAGCACAACACCAAAGUUCUGCAGACAGACCCAGCCACCCUGCUUCACUUAGUUCAGCAACUGGAGCAAGCCCUGGAGGAGAUGAAAACAAACCACUGUAGGAGAGUAGUCCGCAACAUUAAGUAGUUCCUGCUUUAAGAUAUUACGCCUUUAAAUCAUCUUUGAACUGCUGAUAUGUAGGAAUUACUUUCCAAAGUUAAUUUUUUGUUAAUUGAUGGUGAUGUGUAUAGAUUCCCAUCUUUUACUGUUCACAGAUACUG
This is a messenger RNA of Octodon degus (degu), 784 nucleotides long. It is a transcript of the gene Commd2, whose product is annotated as COMM domain containing 2. The record is from RefSeq and is a predicted model, not a curated record. The transcript has 5 exons. Bases 51 to 650 code for a protein of 199 amino acids. NCBI's taxonomy places the organism in Eukaryota, Metazoa, Chordata, Mammalia, Rodentia, Octodontidae.